Seminavis robusta is the source of this 4744-nucleotide messenger RNA. The record is from the annotation of a GenBank genome assembly. Lineage: Eukaryota; Bacillariophyta; Bacillariophyceae; Naviculales; Naviculaceae.
GGCGAUCUAUGACUCUAUGCCUGUCUCGAUGUCUCGAUAACUUCCCAAGAAGUGUGAAUCAGUGGCCAUUACCUCCGACUGGGUUAACCAUUUUGCUUUUACGGACCAGCAGAGUAGGGUAAAGACCGACAUAAAGACAACGUUGCCGAGAGAAUUCAGCGAGACACCUACCUGGUACCGAACCAUGCUCUACUCCACCUCUUUUUACCACUGGGCUUGUGGUGAAAACUCUACUCGAGUAAUUCCAGUUGGCUGGAAGCUUAGCUUGAAGCGACACCUGUACAGUGUACAGUACCGAUACUCCAAAGGGGAGUUUAGCUGUUUCUCCGAAGUUUAUGCAGGUUCAACAGGAUGACCUCACUCAGCUCCUCACACAGUCCUCACACCUCACACUAUUCACCACAGAAAUAGAAAAGCAGAAGACUUGAAGCUCCAAAAGUUCUUGAAACCACAUAAGCCAAAAAGAGGCAAUUCUUGAUCACAGUUCACGCUGCCAAGCAAGCAAGUCUAUUGAAAGAGCCACACACUACUGAGAGUCAUCAUUACUAUUCAACUCAACACAUUCUCAGUUUGGCAUUUUCCUUUUCGAGUGCAACAACAUGACGAUCAGCAGUCCCAACAACAAUCCCGCUACUACCAGCGAAGCGGCCCAGCAGCGCCUUGAAGAAGACCUCUUUCUCGACGAGAAUAAAGCUUCUGAUGAGGACAGCGACGAUGGCGACGACGACAUUGACAGUGACGAAGAGUCUUCCCAGACUAGUAGCCGCUACUCACGAAGUAAGUCUUCUACGGGAGAGCCCUCGAGUUCCGGGGCGCAAGAAGCACGAGAAAAGCAGGAGAUUGAAAACCUCAUCCGGCGGGAGACGAAAAGUGUAAUGACUUGGAGGGAGACCGUCACGGGUAUCCUAAUGAUCGUUGGGUUCAUUUCCGGUCUUGCCGCCUUUGUCUUUUUGGGGAGAGAAGAGCAUAUGGCUUUUGAGACUGCGUUCGAAGAGGCUACCCUAAUCAUCGCCAACAAGUACAUUGCAGACACCCAGGCGACGACGAGCGACACCAAGGUCUUAUCGGAUCUGGUGACGGCAAACGCGAUUGGUACCAACUCGACCUGGCCAUUUGUGACAAUCCCGUUCUUUGAAGUGUACGGGAGGAACAUCCGGUCGGCUCCUACGUCGGACAUGGUCAUAUCCGCUCCUUUGGUCUCAGAAGAAGAACGGGCUGCCUGGGAAGACUACACAACCAAGAAUCACGGCUGGAUACUCGAAGGCAACAACAUCUCGGCAACACCGGAUCUGCAAACCAUCCAUGACGACCAACUCAAGGGGCGUUCUUCUAGCGCCGACACUCACAACGGUACCAUCAUACCCUACAUUCACAUCGGCUUGACCGACGAGGGCGUUCAGCCUGUUCCAGCAGGACAGGGUCCGUACUGUCCUGUCUGGCAGGUAUCCCCACCUCCUGCCGACAAUGCACACAUUGUCAAUCUCGACUUGUUCUCCUACCCAGAGGUUGCCAAUCUCUACAGUCGCGUUGCCAUCACCGAGAUCUCCAUGGAUGAGGUGCACCCGGUCAUCUCCACCAUCCUCAACUUGGGCGACCAAGGCGCACCAUUGGACAAAGACUUGCUAACCUCCGAAACAAAUCACCAUCGUCCGCGUAGCGUAAUGAUGGCACCGGUGACGGAUCGCAUCCUCAAUCAUAACCAACCUCGUCCUGUGGGCCUCGUGGCAAUCUCCUUCAUCUGGGACGCCGUUUUCACUGACACUCUUCCGGAACAAACGGUUGGCAUUCAGGUGACAGUAAGGAACUCCUGUGACGAGGAGAACCCAUUUACAUACCUACUCAAUGGAUCCAAUGCAACUUACAUGGGACUCGGCGAACAUGUCAUUGACAACUUUUACGAAACAAUGGAAACUGUGGUUGUGUCUCCUUACUUCAAUACAACGGAAUUCGGAGGCUGUGCCUACUCCCUCCACAUUCAACCCACUCGGGCACUUCGAAGAGGUCAGAAUUCGGAUGAAAAGGUCAUCUUCACCAUGGCGGUGCUCGGACUCUUUGUCGUGAUUGGAAUCGUCUUUCUCUUUUACGAUCGAAGUGUCCAAAUGCGCAAUGAAAAGAUGAUCAAGCAGGCUGCCAAAUCAAACCGCAUCGUGAGUAGUCUUUUCCCAUCCACAGUCAAGAAACGUUUGUUUGAAGGCGACGACAACAACGACAAUGGUGGAGCCUUGGAUGUGACCGGGGUGCAUUCUUCCAAACCUCUUGCUGACUUCUUCCCCGCAGCCACGGUCCUCUUUGCCGAUAUUGUCGGAUUCACUGCAUGGUCAUCGGUUCGGGAGCCAUCUCAGGUCUUUGUCCUUCUAGAAACAAUCUACACUGCCUAUGAUACCAUUGCAAAACGACGCCGAAUCUUCAAAAUUGAAACUGUGGGGGAUUGUUAUGUCGCUGCGGCCGGUCUCCCAGAGCCAAGAACGGACCAUGCGCCCGCUGUCGCCCGUUUUGCACAUGAGUGCCAAACCAAGAUGGAUGAGUUGACUACCCAAAUGGAAGAGACACUGGGCCCCGACACAGGAGAUCUUUCCAUGAGAAUCGGGAUUCACAGUGGUCCAGUCACCGCGGGUGUCCUGAGGGGAGAGAGGAGUAGGUUUCAGCUCUUUGGAGACACCGUAAACACCACUGCUCGAUUGGAGAGUACUGGGAAGCCAGGACGCAUUCACUGUUCUCUUGAAACCGCGAAACUCUUGCAGCAGAUGGGAAAGGGGAAAUGGCUGACUCCAAGGGAAGACAAAGUGGUCGCUAAGGGUAAGGGCGCCCUUACUACGUUUUGGGUAUGCGUAAAGGGCCGAGAUACUACUGGUAGUUCUGUGGCGAGCAGCACUGGGCGAUCUGACCAAUCAGAAAGGCAAGUGCGCUUUGCGGGCCAGGGACUGCCUCACAGCGAUUCUCGGCUGCAGAACGGACUUUCGACCAAAUCGACGAGGCUUGUGAAUUGGAAUGUCGAGAUAUUAGUGAGACUCUUGAAGCAAAUUGCGGUUAGACGAAAUUCGACAAAGUCCUCUCUUUUCCCCUCGUUUGGAAUCAACGAGGAACAGUUGGACCAGCAACUUCGAGCCGGAAAGAUGGUCAGCGACGAGGUGGUCGAGGUCAUCACUCUUCCCAAGUUCAAUGCUGCGGCAGCUGGUUCCAGCGAGGGCAGCAAUGUUGAGCUCAAAGACGAAGUGCUUAACCAGCUGCGAGAAUUGGUGACGGCGAUUGCGAAGAGCUACAAGGACAAGAAUUCUUUUCACAACUUUGAACACGCUAGUCACGUGACGAUGUCUGUCUCAAAGCUACUCAGCCGAAUCAUUGCUCCAAAGCUCGAUGCGAUUUCCUCCCGCGGUGCUUUCGACAAUCAUGAGAAAAUGUUGCAUGAUCACACAUACGGAAUUACUUCAGAUCCUUUGACACAGUUUGCGUGUAUUUUCAGUGCCCUCGUUCAUGAUGCUGAACACGAUGGAGUUCCUAACACUCAGCUUGUCAAGGAGGGAACUGAGCUUGCUGCUCGUUACCAAAACCAAAGUGUAGCAGAGCAGAAUUCGGUGGAUGUAGCAUGGAAUCUCCUGAUGGAACCACGCUUCAGCGACCUCCGAGCAGCCAUCUAUGGGGAUGAAGAAGAAAUGACACAUUUCCGCAAGUUGGUUGUCAAUUGCGUCAUGGCGACGGACAUUAGUGAUAAGCGUUUAAAGGAACUUCGCAACAAGCGCUGGGACAGAGCAUUUGCUGGCAAAUCUCGCAUCAGCGAAGCAGAAGAAGAAAAGACAGAAAUCGGCAGUGAUGAAGAGGAUGUGAACAGAAAGGCUACCAUUGUUAUUGAGCACUUACUUCAGGCCUCUGAUGUCUCGCAUACGAUGCAACAUUGGCAUGUCUUCCGCAAGUGGAACGAGAACUUGUUUAUGGAAAUGUACACAGCCUUCAGAGAAGGGCGAUCAUUACAGAGCCCAGAGGUCUUCUGGUAUAAGGGGGAGAUUGGUUUCUUUGACUUUUACGUGAUUCCCCUUGCGAAAAAACUCAGUCAGUGUGGUGUCUUUGGUGUUUCGUCGGACGAAUACUUGAACUAUGCGGAGAGCAACAGAAGCGAAUGGGAAGCCCGAGGACAGGAAGUGGUGAAAGAGCUCGCCGCCAGAGCCAAGGCGCGAUACGAGGAGCUCUACGGCGGCCCCACCGACAAUGCGAUGCCCAUUCUGGUAGAGGAGGGAUCAGAGCUUCGGGAAAUCGCACCAAUUACUAAAGCACCUUCUUUGAAAGCCCAGCCAGCAGAGGAACGUGUGCCAGACAAAGCACCUUUAAAGAUCCAGCCAGCAGAGGAAGCUGUACCAGACGACUGUUCCAUUGAAGUGUAGUGUUCAGUGUUCAGUUUUACCACGCAUUCGGCAGACUGCAAGGAAGGUCACGAUAAGAGAUAGCUUGGAGGCAAGUCCUUGGCUGCAGGUCUGUUCGGCAUGGGUGAUGUAUAUGUAAUGUAACUUAGAACGGGGCCUCUAUACCUUGAGAGUUGCAUGGGGGACUUGCCUCGGGGUCCACUGUAUACUAUAGUUGGGGUAGUAUGGAGCUUGUUAGGCUUCAUAACUUGCCCGAACUAUAGCUACCUUAGCUACACGUUGUAGUGUCGUUUCCUGGUGGCUGGAUAAUAUCUACUGGUAGCUAUUAGCCAAAGAAAGAUAAGAGUCCUUUAUAACUGGCCUGGACUAGCUACGGUAGCUAGGGGUACACC